Molecule: messenger RNA, 840 nt
Organism: Rhincodon typus (whale shark)
Lineage: Eukaryota; Metazoa; Chordata; Chondrichthyes; Orectolobiformes; Rhincodontidae
Product: zinc finger protein 277-like
Exons: 7
Coding region: 145-840 (231 amino acids)
Source: RefSeq, a predicted model, not a curated record
UAUCAUAAAUAUUUUCAGUGAUUCCUCGUUCUGGGUGUGUUUAUUAUGUAUUAAUCAACGCCAUUAUGGCGACAUUCGGUACUGGGGGAAAAGGUCACGCUGGAAACUGAGUCUUCCUAAACCAACAGAAGUUACACGUUUAAAAUGAAACGAGGUUCACUCCACGCAAACGUGGUGGACUCGCCUGUGGCAGACCAAGGAAAAAAAGACUGGAUAUUGGAGCCCCUCUCCUUGCCAGAGUCUCCAUGUUGCAAUUCUGAUGGAUUCACUUCCCUGACAUUACCUUGCAUAUUUUGUGAAGUUGGUUAUCCUGCAGAAGAUCAAGAAAACCUGCUCAGACAUAUGAUUGUUGAACAUAAGCUGGUGAUAGCUGAUGUGAAGCUCAUUGUUGAUUUCAAGAGGUACAUUUUGUAUUGGAAGAAAAGGUUUAUUGAGCAACCAAUAACAGAUUUUUGUACAGUAAUAAGAACUAAUGCCCAAGGUCCUGAAGAGAACCAAGUGGAAUAUUACCUUCUCUGUGAUGUUUUACCUGAAGACAGAGUGCUUAGAGAGCAGCUUCAGCAAAAAAGACUAGAAGAGGUUUUGGAACAGCAACAACAGGAAAGGAAUGACAGCAACUUUGCUCGUAUCUGUAUGUUUUGUAAUGAAGAAUUUGCAGGAAACAGGGCUGUUCUGUUUAACCACAUGGCUAAAGAUCACUCUUUCAACGUGGGCUUACCAGACAAUAUUGUGUACUGCAAUGAAUUCCUGGAUUUGGUGCAGAAGAAAAUGGAUAAAUUCAAAGACUCUGUUUCAGCUCGUUCCAAGGAAGGAAAUCCCAAGAACCCACAACCUCUGUGA